Molecule: messenger RNA, 1700 nt
Organism: Owenia fusiformis
Lineage: Eukaryota; Metazoa; Annelida; Polychaeta; Sabellida; Oweniidae
Source: the annotation of a GenBank genome assembly
CACGUAUGCUGAUUUUUACAAUUAUAGGAAAAUGAAUUUCAAGCAGACAUUCAUGAUAAUAGGUGUUUUGACAUUAAUUCAAAAACCUAAUGGAGUUACUUCAUUGACUGAACUCGAUGCGCAAUCAUGUAUUGAAACGGAAGAAGAAAUUAUUGCGCUACGAGAUAUCGGCGCUGUAAUUACCUCGUUAAAAGCGGUUGCCGGAUUCAAACUAAGAGGGGAUAAAGGUGGCACUGAAUCAGUCAAAUAUUUGAAUAUGGCCGUUUCAGCACAGGGUCUCAUCAAUGACUUGAUUCGCAUUUACCCGAAGGAGUGUGCUUUUACAAAACUAUUCACCGCAAUCUUGAAAAACUUAAAUGGCUUAAAAAUUGAUGAUAUGGUCAAAAAUAUAAACACAUUACAGGCGGCUGUUUCGAAAGUAACAGAAUUUAAAGACAAGUCCAGAGAGAGUGAUAUUAUGAAGUCGAUAAAAAGUCGCAAAACUUAUAUUAGCUAUGAUGAAAUGGUAGGCAUAUUGAAGGAUUUGGCAAAGGAGUAUCCUUCCCAGAUGUCCAUGUAUUCUAUUGGCGAAUCAGGAGAGGGUAAACAAAUCUGGGUAAUGGCUGUUAGCGCCAAUAAACCAGAUGAGCAUGUGUUGUUGAGGCCAGAGAUGAAGUAUGUUGGAGGAAUACAUGGUAAUGAGCCGAUUGGUGGACAGCUCUUGAUCCGUUUUCUGGCACAUCUAGGGCAGAACUUCGGCAAGGAUGACACAAUUACAAAACUUAUGAAUACGUCACGAUUGCAUAUACUUCCAAUGUUAAACCCGGACGGUUAUACCAAGGGCUAUACGGAAAACACAGAUACAAGCGAUACUGACAACAUUAUAAACGCAUGUCUCGGCAACGGAGAAGGAAGAAACACUACUGAGCCAAACGAAGUGGAUCUGAAUAGAAAUUUUGGACCCGAGUAUUUUGAAAAGAAGUACAGACCAAAGCCUGCAAAAGAAACACAAGCAGUGAAGAAAUGGCUCGAGGAUUAUCCGUUUCUUAUGUCUCUAUCCUUCCACGGAGGAGCCAUGGUGGCAAGCUACCCUUAUGACAACAAACGCACGCGUAAAUCGGAAUCUAAUGACGUCUUUAAGUACAGCAAAUCCCCGGAUGAUGAUAUCUUUCGACAGAUGGCGCUAACCUACUCUUACAGCCACGGACGAAUGUACGCUGGGGAAGUACUCUCUAAAGCAUUCUGUUACAUGGGUAAUUUCAUCGAUGGAAUAACGAAUGGUGCAAAGUGGUUCUAUGUGAAAGGAGGAAUGCAAGAUUACAACUACGUUAAUUAUGGAAUUCUUGCAAUCACAAUUGAGAUGGAAUGUUGUAAAUUCCCACCAUAUAUCACGAUGGAAGACUUUUGGCACGAAAAUCUUCCAUCUUUUCUCAACUCAUGGAAGUUCGUACACAGAGGAAUUAAGGGUAUUAUAUCAGACUCUCAGGGAAACCCAGUGCCAAAUGCUAAAGUAUACAUAGAUAAGAGAAAGCAUCCAGUCACAAGCACAUCAAAGGGUGAAUACUGGAGAGUUCUCCUGCCAGGGACAUAUACCAUUAGGGUUGAGGCAGAGGGUUACAGAAAAUUCAAGAAGGAAAUAAUCGUACAUGACCCCGAUCUGUUUGGAGCCUCCAUGGUUAAUAUAAUCCUUUAAAUGGACGUCAAUACCACUUUAAUAAGCA